Messenger RNA from Maniola jurtina (meadow brown), 541 nucleotides. RefSeq lists its product as uncharacterized. Bases 61 to 516 code for a protein of 151 amino acids. The record is from RefSeq and is a predicted model, not a curated record. Lineage: Eukaryota; Metazoa; Arthropoda; Insecta; Lepidoptera; Nymphalidae. The transcript has 3 exons.
GUACUUUGGAGUUAAUACUCGUAGCUUUCGUAGGCAAAGUUGAAACAUUAUCGCUUUGAGAUGAAGGAUAUACAACUUGUAAUCACGUCCAUUCUUUUCUGUAUAUUACAAUUUUUUAACAUUGACUUUGAAAAUAAGGUACAUGCAAAUAAUAAUGAAAUAUUACCUAAUUGGGAAAGGCGACAUAUUCAAGAACUAAAGGAUAUUCAGUUGAAUCGGAGGGACCCGACUGAUAGUAUCGAGCAUGAGCAUGCAGAGUUUGCUGAAUUUCGAAGACGACGUCAAAAGAAUAACAAGAAAACAACAAACGAUAAAAAGCCUACAUAUCCAAAAAAAUCUACAAAAGAAGGAGAAAAGAAGAGGAGAAAGAGAAGAAGAAAAAACACCAGCAACAAGAAGUUCUUUAAAACUACUUUAAACGAAAUUGGUACAGACUCCAAGAUGUCAGAUUCGAGGGAUAGCGAUAGGAACGGAAAACCAGUAGAUAUUAUUGUACAUAUUAAAAUGAAUGAGUGAAUAAAUAUUUACCAAAAGAAAUCUU